AUGGCGCUCAAUUCCCAGUCUCACCAAACUUCUCCAUUAGAAGAUGGCACCAUCGUCGAUCCUAAUGCCAGGGUCGAUCUUACCACCGGUGCGGUCUUUGGUAAGAAGAGCAAAGCCGAGCGACUAUUUGUGGCUCGACUCGAUUUUAUCCUCUUACCGUUUCUCUGUAUUUCUCAAGUCAUCAAAUUCCUCGAUCAGCAGAACAUCUCUGCCGCUUACGUGUCUGGGAUGAAAGAGGAGCUUAAUGUAGUUGGAGUCCAGUACAACUUGUUCUCCACCUUCUUUUUCAUCGGUUAUGCUAUCUUCCUGGUGCCCUCGCAGAUUAUCAUGACUCGCGUUCGACCCUCGACCUGGCUGCCAUCCCUUGAGCUCAUCUGGGGCAUCCUUACGCUUGCUCAGUACAAAGCCCAAAACGUCGAAACUCUAUACGGUCUUCGCUUUUGUAUCGGUCUUCUCGAGUCAUCGUGCUAUCCCGGUGCCAUCAUGCUGCUAUAUGCUUGGUACACACCCAGGGAAUUAGGAUUUAGGAUUGGCCUCUAUGCUAGUUGCCAAUUCAUAGGAACCAUGCUGGCUGGCGCCCUUCAAGCUGCUAUCUACACAAAUCUCAACGGUCACACCGGGCUCAGUGGAUGGCGCUGGAUGUUUGUGAUAAACGGUAGCAUGACUAUGGUCGUUGCGUUGUUCGGUUACAUCCUAAUUCCGGAUUAUCCCUCUCGAACCAAUCCUCGCGCAAGCUUCUGGUUGAAGACACACCACGUCAAUGAGGGUCAAUUGCGUAUGGCGAAGUUCAGACGACGAGACAACAAGCCCUUCACCGUUGCGGCUGUGGUGCGGGCGGUGAAGGGACCACUCUUCUACUUCUUUGUGAUACUCUUUCCCGCCUGCGUUAUGGCUCAGCAAGGUUACAACUACUUUAAUCUGUUCUUGAAGGCGCUCAAGAACCCUGAUGGAACACCCGUUUGGUCUGUACAACAGGUCAAUGCGAUUCCAAUAGGCGGCAAUGCAAUCACAGUCGUCAUGCUUUGGGUGUAUUCCUUCCUUUCAGACUAUUACCAGACUCGUUGGAUCCCUAUCAUGAUUCAGGCUACUCUGGGCCUCAUUCCCUCGAUUAUCAUGAUUGUAUGGGACGUUCCUUUGGGAGCCAAAUAUUUCGCCUUCUUCAUGACCUAUUUCUCUAGCUGUACUGCUCCUCCGAUCUACACUUGGAUCUCUGACAUGCUUCCUCACGACCCGGAGCAGAGGGCAUUCAUAUCUGGCUUCAUGAACGCAUUCUGGUACGCGGUUGGGUCGUGGUCGAACGUGCUCAUUUGGCCGACUUAUGAAGUCCCACACUAUAGUCACGCCUGGCAAAUCAGCCUUGGCUGUUGGCUACUUGUGUUGGUAGAAGUCUCCGUUCUUCGAUACUACGAGAUCAAGGUUGUUCGACCCAGAAACGUCCGGCUUGCCCAGGAGCUAUAUGAGGAGACUCAUCAAGGUCAGAUGACCUUGGGUUUGGUGGUUUCCGAGCCCGAAGAACCCAAUACCAAGCUGACGGAAGAGGGCAAUACGGUUAAAGUUGCAUCAGUUCCCGAGCUGGAAGAUGCUAUUGCACACACCGGAAAAAGGGCCUAG
Molecule: messenger RNA, 1611 nt
Organism: Exophiala xenobiotica
Lineage: Eukaryota; Fungi; Ascomycota; Eurotiomycetes; Chaetothyriales; Herpotrichiellaceae
Exons: 14
Coding region: 1-1611 (536 amino acids)
Biological process (GO): transmembrane transport
Cellular component (GO): membrane
Molecular function (GO): transmembrane transporter activity
Source: RefSeq, a predicted model, not a curated record